Nematocida ausubeli is the source of this 924-nucleotide messenger RNA. RefSeq lists its product as uncharacterized. The coding region runs from base 1 to 924 and encodes 307 amino acids. The record is from RefSeq and is a predicted model, not a curated record. Lineage: Eukaryota; Fungi; Microsporidia. The transcript has a single exon.
AUGUUUGUUUGUUCUUCAAGUGUAUCAGAGAGCAUCGAAAAGUAUCGAAGAAUAAUCACAGACUUGGAUGAGAUAAAGCUCAUACCAAGGGCAGGCAUAACCUGCUGCUUCUUAAAUGGAAGAGGAUUUAAGAGCGUCCAUGAAGUGGGCGUAUCGCUACUUUACAUUUAUAUUCUGCUAACUACACAGUCAGUCCCGCUCAAAAACACAGCAAUCACUAUCAUUAUAUCCUUUCUAUUUACAAUAUGCAUGCAUCUAGCUCUGCAGACUAGAAAGAGCAAAGUUUCUACGCUGCUGUGCUCUUUCUUUUGUAUUUUAGAUCUGUUUACUACUAUAGAUAUCGCGCGCAGCCAGUACUCGUCGUAUGUAUUUGGGGUAGGAAUAUUCAGUCUUGGGAUACUUCUAGUGCUGUACAUUGAUGGAAGGAAAAGACCUGGUGUGAAGCAGUGCAUGAUGAAGGAUAUUGCUGGUCUGGGGUACUUCCUUGUGCAGUACUACAAUGGGAAGCUAGGAACCUAUUACCCAUACAUUAUAUCAGGAAUCCUUUCUGUUUGGACCAUUAUCGAUUUGGUUAGGAAGGAGAAAACACCUCUGCUCCCUGGAGUCAUUGAGGAUGACCAGAGCACAGACUCUGAGGAGAUAGGGCGGAAAAAAAGACCCCGAAGAAAGGCAUCCUUGCGCGUAUUUGAAAAGGAGGAAGAGGUGCCUAUAAAGAAGGCAGCAUCAAAACCACAGAGCGACAAAAAAACAAAGGCAGAACCUUCAAAUAUCAAGGCAAAGUCAGAACCUUCAAAUAUCAAGGUAAAGUCAGAACCUUCAAAUAUCAAGGCAAAAGCUGAUGUCCCAGCCGCUAAAGUAGAUACAGCUGUAUCCAAGAAAAAGAGGCCUGUUCGAGCUGCUGCAAGAGAGGCCAGAAGUAAAUAG